Molecule: messenger RNA, 397 nt
Organism: Saprolegnia parasitica CBS 223.65
Lineage: Eukaryota; Oomycota; Saprolegniomycetes; Saprolegniales; Saprolegniaceae
Exons: 1
Coding region: 48-371 (107 amino acids)
Source: RefSeq, a predicted model, not a curated record
CGACAGUCGUUUGCAGGUCACGACGCGCCAGUUUGGAUUUGGCGGCGAUGGCGGCAACGUGGUGUCUGAUGCUGGUGGUGGCGGUCGCCGCUGCCGACAACCGGUACGAGCCAGGCACGACGCCGUCGAUGCAGGCCGUCGUCCUUGGCCUGCCUGUCUGGGCGUGGAUCCUCAUCGGCUGCGCGCUCUUGGCUGGCGCCGGCUAUGGCCUUUGUCGCCACCUCGAAAAGAAGAUGGCAGCCGACGAUGCAGCGCUUCCGGUCGUCUACGUUGAAGCCAAGUCGACUAAGGCCUCGCCGGCCAUCGUGCUUGCCGACGCCGCAUCCAUCGCGCUCGCCAAGCCUGCGCCGCCGCCCCACGUCGUCGUCUAAGCACCCAACACGACUCUAUUUAUGCA